AUGAACCACCUAGACCUUCCUCCUUUAUCUACUCAAGAUCCUCACCGCGUAAUCUCCUUCCCGGCCUCGCAGUCCCUGCACGCGUCCACCGCGUUCCCGGAUGCUGCCUCAGGCAGAAAGGCCAUCCCGACUGGGCUGGUCGCGUUGGAUGAGGCGAUCUCUGCCCCGGUGAUAUCGACGACAACAAAUGAGCGAAUACGUGAGUUUACUGAGGGAAAAGGAGAACAGCUCAAGGGGUUGCCGGUUGGUCAUGUUACGGAGGUGUUUGGGCCGCCGGGGGCGGGGAAGACGAUGUUGGGCUUAAAUGCUACUGCUGGUGCGCUGGGGAGGGGGGAAGGGGUUGUUUGGAUAGAUACGGCAUCGCCGCUUCCUAGGCCUCGACUGCGCAAACUGCUGGAGUCGCAGUCUCCCACGUCGCCGUCAUCUCCCCGGUCCUUGACGGAGAAUCUAACGUAUAUUCGUGCCCCCACGCUUCCUCAUCUCCUCUCUCUCUUCCAUCAUCCACCUGCCUCUUUUCCACCCCCAAACACAACUCUCCUUGUUAUAGACUCUGUCUCUGCCCCUUUCACUCCUUAUUUCCCUAACCCUAGUGAUAUCAACCAACCCCAGCAAGCGCAGAGGGAUGUCCAGAAAUGGCUCACAACGCGAAAGUGGAACGUGAUCAGCGAUCUUGCUGCUCAGUUGGUGAAGUUCGCAAGCAGGGCAAACCUGGCUAUCCUGGUUAAUAACCAAACGCAUACCCGAAUUCGGGGACAGGUGAGGGCAACGCUGUCUCCCAUAUUGAGUGGAAGAGGGUGGGAAUCGUGCGUUCGCGCUCGGAUCGGGGUUUAUGGUGAUUUUGGGGAUGGUGGGGAUGGCGGAUGGGUGAGGGUUGCGGAGGUUAUGAAGAGGGAUGGGAGGCUUGUCACUGUUAGGGACAAAACAACCGUAGUGCCUUUUCGGGUCGCGAAUGAUGGAUUGUAUGCUGUUGCAAUGGGGCUCGAAGGUAAUGAAGAGGAUGGCGUCGCCGCACAAGUCAGGGAGAAGCAAGCACAGGAUGAAGAUGCGCUUGAACCGGAAGAACCAAUGGAAGAGGAACCCGUGGAGGAGGAAGAGCCAGAGCUUGAAGAUUACCAAGCACAGGACGAUUCCGCACAAGAGGAGGUUGCACCCGAAGACCCUGCACCAGAAGAGCCCGCAUCAGAAGAGUCUGCACAAGAGGAGUCUGCGCCAAAUCAACCUGCACCAGAAGAGCCCGUAAUUGAAGCAUUGGCGCAUGAAGAGCCUGUGCACGAAGGGCACACACAAGAGCACAUACAGAAGAUACAGACCCAGGAGAUUCAAGCACAGAAAGAGCAGGCACAAGAUGUCCACUCCGACUCAGCUCCCGAUACUGCAAGCCAGCGGAAGCGAAAGGCAGAGGAGAUUGCGGACAGCCAGGAUGAGGAAGAUUCGGAAGGGGUAUUUGAGUAG
Molecule: messenger RNA, 1452 nt
Organism: Aspergillus costaricaensis CBS 115574
Lineage: Eukaryota; Fungi; Ascomycota; Eurotiomycetes; Eurotiales; Aspergillaceae
Exons: 5
Coding region: 1-1452 (483 amino acids)
Biological process (GO): meiotic DNA recombinase assembly; reciprocal meiotic recombination; DNA repair
Cellular component (GO): Rad51B-Rad51C-Rad51D-XRCC2 complex; replication fork; Rad51C-XRCC3 complex
Molecular function (GO): ATP-dependent DNA damage sensor activity; four-way junction DNA binding; ATP binding
Source: RefSeq, a predicted model, not a curated record